GCGCAGACAACUUGAGAGCGCGCGGGGUGGUAACUUAUCUGGAGUCCUGCCUGGACCUAGAUUCCACGCCAAAUCUUGCCGCUCUGUGGCAGGUAGGAGGCCACUGCUUUCUCUUCUCUCGUCGUCAGCCCACUUCCUAGCUGACCAGAGACCGAGGCGGCAACAAGCCGGAGCCCGCCAUGGCCGCAAACUAUUCCAGUAUCGGUAGCAGGAAAGAACAUGUCAAAAUUACCUCCGACCCCCAGCCAGGCUUCCUGGAGCGACUGAGCGAGACCUCCGGUGGCAUGUUUGUGGGUCUCAUGACCUUCCUGCUCUCCUUCUACUUAAUCUUCACCAAUGAGGGCCGUGCACUGAAGACAGCCACCUCACUGGCAGAGGGCCUCUCUCUCGUGGUUUCCCCUGAGAGUAUCCACAGUGUGGCUCCAGAGAAUGAAGGGAGGCUGGUGCACAUCAUCGGGGCGCUGAGGACGUCCAAGCUCCUGUCAGACCCAAACUAUGGGGUCAAUCUUCCAGCUGUGAAAUUGCGGCGGCAGGUGGAGAUGUACCAGUGGGUAGAAACAGAAGAGUCUAGCGAAUACACAGAGGACGGGCAGGUGAAGAAGGAGACAAAGUACUCCUACAACCCCGAAUGGAGGUCGGAAAUUGUCAACAGCAAAAACUUUGACCGAGAGAUUGGCCACAAAAACCCCAGUGCCAUGGCGGUGGAGUCGUUCACAGCAACAGCCCCCUUUGUCCAAAUCGGCAGAUUUUUCCUCUCAGCUGGCCUUAUUGACAAGAUUGACAACUUCAAGCCACUGAGUCUGUCCAAGCUGGAGGACCCCCAUGUGGACAUCAUCCGCCGAGGAGACUUUUUCUACCACAGUGAAAACCCCAAGUACCCCGAGGUUGGCGACGUACGCGUCUCCUUUUCCUAUGCAGGGCUGAGCAGCGAUGACCCUGACCUGGGCCCAGCUCAUGUGGUCACUGUGAUUGCCCGACAGCGGGGUGACCAGCUUGUCCCAUACUCCACCAAGUCUGGGGAGACCUUGCUGCUCCUGCACCAUGGGGACUUCUCAGCAGAGGAGGUGUUUCGUAGAGAACAGAAGAGCAACUCCAUGAAGACAUGGGGCCUGCGGGCAGCCGGCUGGAUGGCCAUGUUUAUGGGCCUCAACCUCAUGACUCGGAUCCUCUACACCCUAGUGGACUGGUUUCCUUUCUUCCGAGACCUGGUCAACAUUGGCCUGAAAGCCUUUGCCUUCUGCGUGGCCACCUCACUGACCCUACUGACCGUGGCUGCAGGCUGGCUGUUCUACCGGCCACUGUGGGCCACCUUCAUCGGCUGCCUGGCCCUGGUGCCCAUCAUCAUUGCUCGGACCCGGGUGCCAGCCAAAAAACUGGAGUGAAGAGUCGGGGUCCAGGUAUCCCCUCAGCCUGCCCAGCACUAGCCGGAGCAGGCCAUCUAUGUGCCUCCCUCUUCAAGGGGCCAACACUGGCAGCCUGUGCGUAGGGUUCGGUGUUUGCUAGCUUGCAUCUUCUCCACUCUUCCUUGCCAGAACGCAGCUUUGUUGGGCAGAAACAGCUUGAGAAUAGACCCGAGUACUGUCCUGCUUCUCUCUCCCUCUCUGGCUCAGCAGGUGUGGUGGGUCUGUGUACUUUAUUCCACUGUCAGAUGACCUGUUGGUGGUGAAGGGCUCUGCCUUCUCACUGCCUGUUUCUCAUCACUGAAGCCAAGGGCCAGGACUGUCAUAACCAUCAGCAACACCUGACUCCAGAAGGCAGCCCUCACCCAGUGCUGCUAGCCACACCUGAUCCGAAGCCAGAAUGCACAAGUCUGCAGGUGGAACUUGAUUUGGCAGAAGGAAACACUGAAGAUGACAAUCAUCCAGAUGACAAUCAUCCUGUGGAGGGCAGAUGUCUGGGGUGCAAGCCCUGAAGGCUCUGGUUCUGUUACAAAGCUCUGGUUCUGUUACUCCUUCGUGUGUUCUUUCUAAUCUAGGGAGCUAAGCUAUGACUAAAACACCUGACUGUUGCUGUCAGGUGAGACUUAACUCCCAGCAAAGAAAGGUGUUAAGUUGGGGUGUGACAUAACUGCUUUUAGUUACCUCAGUUACUGGGAAGCUUAGCGAUGGGAUGCUUUUGAACAGUUAGUCGAGUCGUUUUUCCACUGGGCUGCGACUAGAGGAAAGCGCCUAGUCAUCCUCUGGCAUUGGAGGCUACCUGUUCAUUUGAAGGUGGCUUUGAGUUUGUAGUAAACUGGUAAGAGAGCUCCUUCAUACCAACCUCCAGUCAUCCACAGUCAAGAAUCAGGGGACUAAGUCUUGCUGAAAGAGGUUCACGUCUGGCCAGGCCCAGCCCAGCCCCUCUCCAUGGAAAUGCUUUUGACCUUGGCACUCCAGACUCAAGUAGUUGCUGCAAAGUGGUUCUUUUUGUGUUUAAUGGCCAUCACUUUGCUUACUCCAAAUAAAAUCCACCCACACUAAUUCACAUAUUUCUAAGUCCCCAGCAAUUACAUGCUUUGAAAGGUGCUGCAGCCCUAUCUUCAGAGAUCCCUGGCUCACGCUAUCCACAUUUGCAAACUCUUGCGCUGGCUGGCAGCGGUUGCUUUAGCAAGUGUUUGGUAGCUGAGUGAGGUGCUGGAUCCUUGGAAACUAAGAGCUCCCCCACACCCCACUCCUGUCCUGAGGUAUCUGCCUUUAAUUGGGAUUCGUGGUAACAAUGCAGCCGGGAUGGCUUAUCUGGGUUCAGGAUUCCAACAGUAUUCACUGCUGCACGUGGAUGCAAUUGUAUCUAGUAUCCAAAAGGAGACUUUGGGAAAACACAGUAAUAUUGACAGCUGAAUAUUAAACCUUGGGAUUCAGUUUGUGUAAACCUUUCCUAUAUGGGUUUUACCUGCCACUUCAAGUGUUCUUAUAGAGCAAGUGAUGGAAAGAAUAAUUUGAAACGAAUGAGAUUUGUAUUCUUGAUAUUGUUCAUUAAAAUUUGAAAUAAG
This is a messenger RNA of Nannospalax galili (Upper Galilee mountains blind mole rat), 2968 nucleotides long. It is a transcript of the gene Tmem43, whose product is annotated as transmembrane protein 43. Gene Ontology annotation, biological process: nuclear membrane organization. NCBI's taxonomy places the organism in Eukaryota, Metazoa, Chordata, Mammalia, Rodentia, Spalacidae. The record is from RefSeq and is a predicted model, not a curated record. The transcript is spliced from 12 exons. The coding region runs from base 180 to 1382 and encodes 400 amino acids. Gene Ontology annotation, cellular component: nuclear inner membrane.